Ceutorhynchus assimilis (cabbage seed weevil) is the source of this 285-nucleotide messenger RNA. The record is from the annotation of a GenBank genome assembly. NCBI's taxonomy places the organism in Eukaryota, Metazoa, Arthropoda, Insecta, Coleoptera, Curculionidae.
AUGAAGAAUCUUGGAAAUCAACCUACAAAAACUGAACUAAUUGAAAAUACAGUUUCACACAUUUCAAAGUUUUCCUGGAAUACUAAUGAAGGGAAAGUUUUGAAACUUUUUGCAUGUAAAGAGGAAGGUGAGAAGCUCGUUUUCCCAAAAUUUCAAAUUUUUUCAGUGGAAAAUAACAACAUGAAGAAUCUUGGAAAUCAACCUACAAAAACUGAAUUACUUAAAAAUACAGUGUCACACAUUUCAAAGUUUUCCUGGAAAACUAGUGAAGGGAAAAUUUUGUAA